AUGAGCUGUAUACUUGUUAGAACUUAUUCGUUGGUAAUUGUUCUCUUGAUGCUACAGGCCAGCGAACAGAGAAACGUACUAGUUAUUUUAGCUGACGAUGGAGGAUUCGAAACGGGUGUCUACAACAACACCGUCUGCAAGACGCCAAAUCUCGUCAAGCUUGCUCAACAGGGUGUCGUGUUCCAAAGGGCUUUCACUGCUGUGAGCAGUUGCUCGCCUAGCCGGUCAUGCCUGCUCACCGGUCUUCGGACGCAUCAGAACGAAAUGUACGGCCUUCACCAAGGCAUGCACGGCUUCCAGUCCUUCCAAGAGGUCAAGUCUCUGCCCUUGCUUUUGUCCGAACGCGGCAUUCGUACCGGCAUUAUUGGAAAAAAACACGUAGGCCCCGAAGGGGUGUACCCUUUCGACUUUGCACACACCGAAGAAAACAACCUUACUAUUCUACAAGUCGGACGGAACAUCACGAAAAUAAACAUCUUGUGCGAAGUUUCUUUCACCAAUGACUCCAGGCCGUUUUUCCUCUACGUCGCUUUCCACGACCCCCACUGGUGUGGUCACACCCACAGUCAGUACGGCGCGUUUUGCGAAAAGUUUGGCAAUGGCUCCCCGGGCAUGGGUCGGAUACCUGACUGGACACCACAGCCCUACGACCCUAGUCAAGUCGUUGUGCCCCCAUUCGUUCCCGACACCCCUGCAGCACGAGAGGACAUCGCAACUCAGUAUACAACUGUUGGGCGGUUGGACCAAGGGGUGGGCCUCGUGUUGGCAGAGUUGGAGGCUGCUGGCUUCAGUGAUAACACUCUCGUUAUCUACUCUUCGGACAAUGGAAUUCCGUUUCCUAACGGACGGACCAACUUCUACGAGCCAGGGGUCCAGGAGCCCAUGAUAGUUCGCGACCCGGAAAAACCGGGAUCUGCCGGCACGCGUUCCGACGCACUGGUCAGCCUUCUCGACAUCGUGCCCACCGUGCUCGAGUGGUUCUCCAUUCCCGUUCCGCAGUACACCAUCUUCAAGAAGCCGGUCACGUUCACGGGUUCUUCACUGCUGCCACUGCUGGCGCAGCAAAAAUUGGCGACGUCGCGAGAUUUCAUCUACGCAAGCCACAACCUCCACGAGAUCACCAUGUACUACCCUUCAAGGAUGGUCCGUACCCCGAACAUGAAGCUCAUCCACAACCUUAACAACAAAAUGCCGUUCCCAAUAGACCAGGACUUCUACGUCUCUCCCACAUUCCAGGACUUGCUGAACCGAACGAAGCACGGAGAACCGCUCCGCUGGAGCAAGACGCUCGACGGCUACUAUUACAGGGAUGAGUGGGAGCUGUACGACUUGGACAGCGACCCGAACGAGCUGUACAACGUCGCCGCCAACGAGACCUAUGCAACGGUCAUUUCCGAGCUGAAGCAGCUGCUCUUUAAGUGGCAGCGGGCGACGAACGACCCCUGGAUCUGCGCGCCGCAUUCGGUUCUGGAAGACUCGGGCCUGUACAAACAGGAUCCCAAGUGUCUCCCUCUCCUAAACGGACGGAGACUGACAACAGACCAGAAGGCGUGAUAAGAGCCUGGUCGAAAUUAAAGGACUGAAUUAUGAUGACAA
Molecule: messenger RNA, 1596 nt
Organism: Rhipicephalus microplus (southern cattle tick)
Lineage: Eukaryota; Metazoa; Arthropoda; Arachnida; Ixodida; Ixodidae
Product: N-sulfoglucosamine sulfohydrolase
Biological process (GO): heparan sulfate proteoglycan catabolic process; glycosaminoglycan catabolic process
Molecular function (GO): N-sulfoglucosamine sulfohydrolase activity
Source: RefSeq, a predicted model, not a curated record